Messenger RNA from Cephus cinctus (wheat stem sawfly), 3211 nucleotides. RefSeq lists its product as uncharacterized. The transcript has 4 exons. The record is from RefSeq and is a predicted model, not a curated record. The coding region runs from base 77 to 2764 and encodes 895 amino acids. NCBI's taxonomy places the organism in Eukaryota, Metazoa, Arthropoda, Insecta, Hymenoptera, Cephidae.
CCAGGAAUAUAAAAGAGCACGAGGUAUCGAUACCUGGCAGUGAGAAUCGAUCUCUGGGAUUUAUACGUUCUACCAAAUGGAUACUAUGAUGAUAUUUCACACGACACUGUUGUUAGUUGUUGCGACGUCAAUACUUGGUGCGUCGACUUCUACGACGACGACAACUACAUUAGCACCGUCUACAGUUCCUGCAUCAGGAAAAACAAAACGUGGCAUUGCAGGACUUGGAACUAAUAUCUUUGCCAAUCACGGUGUGCUCCAUGUUAGACAAUAUAAUCCCGAAGUAGCGAGUUCACUAACGGUCCAUGAUGGUACAUCUUCGUCUCAUCCAAGUCCUGGAUCACACUCUGGUUAUAAUGGCGCAAGAGUAGCGACGCAAAGCAGUCCUCAAAGCAAUCAAAAUUACGCAACGACCACUCAAUCUCAAAACAGUCGAUCAUCGAACCAAAAUUCUGGUUACAAUCCUCAGAGGCAAAGUUCUGGUUAUACCAAUGCCAAUUAUGGGUCAAUCCCUCAGAACGUUUACUAUUCUGUCCCUGCUCAGAAUGGCAAUCCAUCAUCUCCAUCGUCCUACAGUGCAUAUACAGCAUCUCCGAAUACUCAACAAGGUCAAAGUCAGCAAAAUAGCUACGGACAGGAUAGCCCCAUUAGCACACCGUAUUUUGCGAGUUAUUCAAAUUCUCCAACUAUCUUGAAGAUCGUCGCCGAGAACUCGAGGCCCUUGACCCAGUUAAAGAGCGGUCUCGUUCAGAGCCCAGUGUCUCAGGCGACCAUUCCGAAGAUUCAAGGUCAGGCAGUUUACGCUCCUAAUCAUCAGAACUCCUUCACGUACGAUAAACAACUAGGAGCUUAUUCGAAUAACAAUGUUGGAAGUUAUCCUAGUUAUUCGGAACUAGGUCAAACCUCGUUCUAUGGUAAUCAGAAUUCACCAACUUCUAAUUCUCAACAAGUUGUGCAGACUCCGAUUUACAAGAAUAGUCAAACCGCUCCAAGAAAUCCUGAAUAUUCUCAGAUAUAUGCUCCUCAUCAUCAGAGCGCUACUCAAUUUACUCCGAUUAUUGGAAACUAUGAAAAGCUGGUUCAAAAUCCAGCACCAUAUAAUAAUGUUCCAACUAUUAAUUUCAAUGGCAAGAAAGUACCACUUCCGGUUAUUCAGCUGCAGAGCUCUCAAGAUUUUCCAGGAUUCGCUGAAGCCAUUGAAAGUCAGCCAUUGCUCUUGGGUUCAGGAAUCGAUUACCAGGCCCAACCGAAUUUGGCGUUCGACUUUAAUUUCGGUAGUAAAACGGUACCUCAAGCUGCUACUAAUCCAUUGCCUUUCUUAGCACCAGCUGGAGCUUACACUGGUCGAUCCCAAGUUCAACCUGUUCAAAGUGCUAGCAGUACUCCUCAGAUUCCUCAGUAUCAAGGGGCUAGUAUCGAUAGUUUUCCUAAAUAUAAUACUGGUAAACCAGCUGCUACUUAUGAGGCCUUGAAAUCUCAACCCCAACUUCAAUUUAAUCCAAAACCUGCUCAGCCUGCUAAUACUCAUCACUCCGUUACUCACCAUUCGAAGCCUUUCGAAGAAAGUCGUGAGGAUGUUGAAGUCAUUAAUAAGAAAAAACCAGCACCACCGCCAGAGCACGACGAUGAAGAACUUGAUGAAGGAUACAGGGGAAUUGAAAGGGAGUAUAGAAAUCCCAGUGACGAGGAUGACGAACCCCGUCAUGGCAGAUACUUUAAGGAAUCAGAAUCAGAAGGCGACUUCAAACCGUCCAGAUCCUUCCCAUACAAAUCUUAUGACGAAAAGUUCGGAAAAUACUCCAAAUCUACAUCUGAUGAUGAUUCAGAAUAUAGACCCGUGAAAAAGUACAGACACCAGCCUCUCGAAGACAAUGAUGAUCAUGAUAGUCGUUCCACGAGAUAUAACGCGGAUUACAGCCUUCCGAAAUCACGUCGUCAUAGAUAUGAGGAUGAAGAUGAAGAAGAAAGUCGAAGAAACGAAAGACGCGAAGAGCCUGAAGAGGAAGAUGACCGCGGCAGUUCUCCGAAAGCUUAUAGUAAUUUCGGGGAAGAGUUAGAGCGGGAAUUUGAAGAGUCAUAUAAAAAAGAGCUACCUAAAAACAGAUACGUACACGAAAAGGAAGUUCCUGAAAUAGAUGAAGCUUCAUACACGUCCAACAGUUACUCACGCCAAAACGCUCCAAAAUCAUCAAGAAAUUCACAUAAGGGACAGGGUCAACACCAGGCCAGUCAUGAUGAAUCUGAAGACAGUAAGGAAUACGGAAGUCAUUCCAGUCACAAAUACCGGAAGGCUCCAAAAGGUCACAGGGACAGUGAAGGUUAUGGUUCCAGUAGUUAUUACAAAAGAGCACCUAAGGUAGUCCAUGAAGAAUCAUUUGGUUACAAAAAGCCAGAUGGUGAAUCAUACUCAAAAUACGUCAAAGGUCCCGAUGGUACUGAGAGGUACUCAAAAGUAAAGAAAGGUCCUAAAGAGGACUCUUACGUCCAUGCAGCGCGUAGUUCGCAUAAAAAUAAUACACCGAAAAAGGGCGACGCUGCGUCCUAUCAGAACGGCGAUUCCUACUCGUAUUCUAAAGGAAGUAGCUGGAAAUCCGAUAAGAAUGCACCGGAUGCCUCCGCUGAUUCACACGGAUAUUACAGCGGCAUUACGAAAACUUUGGCUCAACCCGAUUCGAAAUCCAGUUUUCACGCCCCCAGUAUAAAUCGGGGCAAAUUCCGCUACUCAAGGAGCGAAACAAUCGUUCGAGAUCUGACGGGGAUUUAAUGGGUAUGGAAUACUAUCGAUAAACAAUUGCGACCUAAAACAAACUGUUAAUUGUAGCUACGAAGGUGGUGAUAAGCCCGAUCAGAAUGAAGUAAUUAUUGCUAAGUUAAAUUUAAGAUAAUAUGGGAAUAGUUAUAUAAAUUGAAGGGAUCUUACGCAUUUUGCUCAAAAUAGAAUAGCGAGUAUAUUUAAUUUUAUUACUGUUUUUUAUAUGCAUAUGUUGAUUUUACAUUUUAUUUAAUUAUUCAGCAAAUUCAAACGAAUUGCACAGACCUAUGAGCUCGAUUGAAAAAAAAUUGAACUGCAAUUUCCUAGCUUUAAACGAUGUAUGGUACAGUAUUAUGUCCAUUGUUAUUUAAUUAAUAUUUACUUUCUAUAUUUGUUAAGUUUUCACUGUUAUCCUUCUUUUGUAUUAUAUAUUAUAUCAAUUUUUAAAUAAAUAUUUUU